Molecule: messenger RNA, 4592 nt
Organism: Mizuhopecten yessoensis (Yesso scallop)
Lineage: Eukaryota; Metazoa; Mollusca; Bivalvia; Pectinida; Pectinidae
Product: protogenin B-like
Exons: 20
Biological process (GO): axon guidance; cell-cell adhesion
Cellular component (GO): axon; plasma membrane
Molecular function (GO): protein binding
Source: RefSeq, a predicted model, not a curated record
GGAAUACAGAACUGGAGACUGGUGUUGUUAUUGUUCCUGGACCACCCGCUAUCAUUGUAGAGCGGCGCAGCCCAUUUCUCCUCAACUGUUCUGCUUUCUCAAGUCCAGGAUUUGGGCAAACAAGUUAUCGAUGGACACGGAACAAGGUUAAGGUCACCUUAAACAAACGAAUCCAAAUGGUUGAGAAUGGCUCGCUGUAUUUCCAACACUUAAAGCGGAAAAAACGUGAUGAGGGACUGUACGAGUGUUUUCUUAACAACAGUAAAGGUGUUGUCAUAGGACGACGGGUGAUGGUCAAAGUGGCAAGAAUCGCCAGCAAGUUUACCAAGAUGCCCACCAAUCAGGUGACUGUUGUGGGGGGGGUGGCCCGAUUUGAAUGCAAGAUAGACGCCACGCCCCCUCCAGUGUUUAUAUGGGAGAAAGACGAUGCUAGCCUUCCUCUCAAUAACAGGACUACAACUCUCACCACGGGUGUGCUACAACUCCACAACGUCCUUCAGCAGGAUGCUGGGAUGUACCACUGUUCAGCACAGCACAGUCUCCAGGAUAUCGCCAAUCUACACGAGACGUUCACCUCUAUGACUCGGCGCCGCAGUGAGACGGGAAUCCUCACUGUAAUACCAGACAAAGCCCCAAGACCUCCAAGGAUUGUGUACGCUACAGAUGAGAUCAUAGCUAACGUUGACGAAUCUGUCACUCUCGAAUGUCUGGUCGACGGCAACCCAAAGCCCAACGUUACCUGGGUCACACAAAAUGGAAGUGUUGUUAUAGAAAACAUGUUGAAGAUGAGGGUUGGGACCAGCAACCUUAAGCUCAAGAACCUGGUAGUGAAAGAUGCAGGGACGUAUCGGUGUAUCGGCUCCAGUCCGGGCCACGUAGACGCCAGUGCAGAGGUUGUGUUGAAGGUCAGAGCCCCUCCAGUGUUGGAUGGUCAUCUGGUCAGCCACAAGGUCCAGAGUGCCCAGCGGAUUCGGCUCGAUUGUCCCGUGACCGGCAAGCCAAGACCAAAAGUGACAUGGUACAGAAACGGAGAGAUUCUCAUUGCCGAAUCUCAAAGCCGCAUCUUUAUUACGAAACAGGACGUGCUGCUAAUUGAGAGUUGGGCGAGUGACUCGGGGUACUACCAGUGUCUGGCUUCUAACCCGGCCGGAUCUGUCAUGGCCACCGCUCGCAUAGAAGUCAUUCAGAAAGAAAACGUUCCAGGGAUGACCAAGAACUUCACCGUCACUGUCCUGUCAGCCUCGGAUGUGUUCGCAGAAUGGGCAGGUGCAGACUCUCCUGCCUGUUGUCCUGUUGUGGCCUACACGCUUCACUACCGCAAGAUCGGGGGCGCUGCUAAGGAACAGAAGGAGAUCGUGGAAGGGACCUCCGUGGUUGUCAGGAAUUUGGACGUUUACUCUGAGUACGAGUUUUAUGUGAAAGCCUACGCUAGAAUAGGUGCUGGGAAUGAGUCGAAAAAAAUACGUGUGACAACAAUGGAAUCAGUGCCUUCCGCACCUCCGACAAUAGAGACAACAAGUACAUCCCCAACAAACAUACAGGUGACCUGGAGCGAACUCUCUCGGGAGCUUAGCAACGGCAUCAUCACAAGGCAUCUGAUUUACUACAAAACUGGCACGUCACGGCCCAAGGUCAUAGAGGUUGCAUCCAACAAGACCAGCUACAUGAUCACAGGUCUGAGAUCGGAUACAGACUACUUCCUGCUCGUGUUGGCCGGGACUGCCGAGGGCUACCCGACUCAGGCUGAGGAUUUCUGGACCUGGACCCAACACCACACGCCCAGCAUAGACGUGGAGUUACCUGCCCCUGAACUUGAGGUUAUGAUGGUGAAUAACAAUACUGUACGCUUUCUGUGGAAUGUUGGUAACGUCUCAGAACCUGUAAUGGGCUAUCGUCUCUCUGUACACAAGAUUCUAGAACAAGAUGGCGUGCCAGCAGAGGUCACGGAGGUCAACGCCACAACGACCACUUUUUAUAUGUCUGGUCUCGAGCCUGAGAAGUUCUAUGAGGCCGUCCUAAUGGUGCUGAGUACAGACGAUAAGGUCGUGGGACUAGUGACUCUCCUGUUUCAGACACACAAUCCAAACAUGCCAGCCCUGCCCCCUCCCCCCAUAGACCUUGAGCCCCACCCCCUGUCCUCCAGCACGGUCUCCUUCUCCUGGCGUCCGCCUCACACUCCCCAGGAGAUCAGCUUCUACACCAUCCAGUACAGCACCGCCAACAAUAGCCAUAAGGUCACUGUCAGGAGUGAGCAGCCGAGAGUUGUGCUGGAUAACCUGGAGACGUUUACUUGGUACAACCUGUCUGUCCGCUCCCAUACCAAGGUCCUCCAUGGCCCCUACAGCAGUCCUGUCCUGGUACAGACCAAAGAGGGAGUUCCGACUGCCCCCGGUAACAUCCAGAUCAAGUCACUGGCCAAGGACAAGGUUCGGCUGAGUUGGACGGCUCCUUCCAAAGUCAACGGAGAAAUUGUGUCGUACGUGAUUCUCUACAACAAGGAGCCGAGUCUUAGUGACGACCUCUGGACUUCAAUAAGUAAAAACGGAAGUUCUACAUCUGCUGUGAUCAGGAAUCUGGCGGAUGACACUUAUUAUUUUAAGUUAAAGGCGUGUACACGUGCAGGCUCCGGACCAUCCUCCCCCGUCAUACAGGUCAUCCUAAAGGGCUGUUCCCUUGCCUGUAGUCCUGACAGCCCUCCCAAAAACCAAAAUUCAGGUACGGAAUCCCCCUUGGGAGUGGUUCAGGACCAGAAACUCGGAAUCAUCAUCGGCUGUUCCGUCGGUCUCUCCAGCAUCGUCAUCUGUAUCCUCGUCAUCCUGCUCAAACAAAGGCACUACAACCGUAUGGCGCAGCACCAGGCCAGUUCUCAUGUUCACCAAAACGGUCACAUAGUGACAGGCCAGCCUCCCAAGACAUCCAAUGAUGUCAGCACGCCCAUGUUACCAGAAAACCUCCACAGCGACAGUAAGGGGCCAGGAAAUGGGACCUUGUUCUCAGGAAAUGGGCGUGUGAUCUACAUCUGCGGCAGUAACGGUAAUGGGCGACUACGAGCUGUUGUGGCUGAACCUCAUAAACAACCGAACGGCACCACACCGAUGCCAGAACAGACAGCCUUAUUACUGGGUAACACGGAUGGAAACCAACUCACCUUUCACCCCAGAAAUAAUCUUUUUGUGGAGCCUGGCACUGAUCAGACUAGUAACCAGGACAACAACAUUUCGACAGAGCUUCACUAUGAUCCCGCCCUCGAAAGUAUUAGCCGCAGCCAAACUGGUUCGCCAAGCAGCACAACAGAUAAUUCUCCUUAUCCUGGCAGGGCUUGUUCAACUUCUGGGGAAAUGGACAAAAACUCACAUAAGUCUACCUCAGACUCCCAGACACUUUACCCGAGAGAGUGGCCCCCAGGUGGUGGUAACACAACUGUGUCAACAAAGGGAGACAACUCUGCUGUGUCACCUAUGGGUGACAACACCAUUGUCAAAAAUGACACUAAAAUUAACAAUAGCUGUGACAUGGACUCUGAUUUAGAGGAAGAUGGUCACAGCAAAACGGGUGGUACGCUAAGUAGUGACGAACUACUGUUUCAGAUGUUCAAGUCGACAACCUCAAGCAUGGACCAUACUGACGAUGUGUGGAGACCAGCGUCUGCCACCUCCUCUACCUCCAACCUGGCCAUGAAGCCAAGCAUGGGCCUACCUCACACACAUAGCUCAACUAACACAGCUCCCAGGGUGUGACAGAAUGACAUGUGGCUCUCAGAGACCUUUAGAAGUCAUAGAACACUCCCAGGGUGUGACACAAUGACAUGUGGCUCUCAGAGAAGACCUUUAGAAGUCAUAGAACACUCCCAGGGUGUGACACAAUGACAUGUGACUCUCAGAGAAGACCUUUAGAAGUUAUAGAACACUCCCAGGGUGUGACACAAUGACAUGUGGCUCUUAGAGAAGACCUUUAAAAGUCAUAGAACACUCCCAGGGUGUGACACAAUGACAUGUGACUCUCAGAGAAGACCUUUAAAAGUCGUAGAACACUCCCAGGGUGUGACACAAUGACAUGUGACUCUCAGAGAAGACCUUUAGAAGUCAUGGAACACUCCCAGGGUGUGACAGAAUGACAUGUGGCUCUCAGAGACCUUUAAAAGUUAUAGAACACCCCCAGGGUGUGACACAAUGACAUGUGGCUCUCAGAGACCUUUAAAAGUUAUAGAACACUCCCAGGGUGUGACACAAUGACAUGUGGCUCUGUUAGUCUGGCUCCAAGUGUAGGAUGGAAUGUCUUUUCCAGGGUUUCUGAGUAGACCUUAGGUAGACAUAAUGCUCCCAGGGUGUGAUAGAAAGACACAUGGCUCUCUAGUAGAUCUUUGUAGUCAUAGAACACUCCCAGGGUGUGAUAUGAUGCAUGGCUCUCUAGUAGACAUGUCCAGGGUGUGUUAGAAUGACAAUUGACUCUCUAGUAUAAGUUCAUGUGACAGUACAUUCUAUAGAUAGACAGACAGUAUCCUAGAGUGUGGCAGUCAGCCUCCUAGAGUGUGGCAGUCAGCCUCCUAGAGUGUGGCAGUCAGUCUCCGAGAGUGUGGCGGUCAGCCACCUAGA